AUGAGCAGAGCACUAUUUCGUUCCUCACAUGGAGUUUCUACUCUACAUCCACGUCGUUCUCGACAAAAAAACAAACAAUCUUCUGAACCAUGCAGUUCAAAAGAUGCCAAUCGUCGAGGCACACUUGUCUCCAUAAAUCUGCCGUCAAGACCCUAUGCUAUUCGUCCACUCGAUCUGCUCAACAAUGAUCGAUCCUCAUUGAGCAUCGAACAAUGGUAUCUUCUUUCCAAUGUGAUCAAUUCGUUCAAUGCCAAAUCACAAAUCUCAAAUGUUCGACAAGCCAUCACUACUCAUGUUGCAAGUCCACCGAAAGUACGCAUGAAGACUGCUCUAAACAGUUUACAAAACAUUUUCAAUUUUAUUCUUCAACCUAUUCUUCCUUUUAUCCAAGGCAUUCCACAUUUUUCAACUAUGCCAUUAAACGAUUGUAAAAUUCUUCUUGAACGCAAUAUGGAAAUUCUCAUCGUUAGCAAGGCGAAUUUUACUUAUCGACAGACCGAUUUGUAUAGUGAUCCGGCAUAUAGAAUGGCUGCAGAGGGUUGUUGUGGUACACCGAUGAUGGAUGAACGUUUCAAAUUAGUUGCUCAAUUUGAGACCGAUGAAACUUUAUUUAAUCUCUUCUUCACUGUUUUAUGCUUCUCCACAAGUUUCUACAUUCCAAAAUUGUCUAUGAAUAAAAGUGAGUAUUCAGACUAA
Molecule: messenger RNA, 696 nt
Organism: Rotaria sp. Silwood2
Lineage: Eukaryota; Metazoa; Rotifera; Eurotatoria; Philodinida; Philodinidae
Source: the annotation of a GenBank genome assembly